UUCGCCCUUUAAUCUCUUUGCAUUGGCCACAGCGCUUUAGCUCAGCUACAGCUAGCUAACAGCAACAAACACAGCAGCCGAGACGUGAGUCUGGAGCUUUCGCCAAACGCAAACUCUGUAUCCAGGGCUAAAAUGGCCUCUCUAGGAGAACCUGUGCGUCUGGAAAGAGACAUAUCUCGUGCCAUUGAGCUGCUGGACAAACUCCAGAGAACAGGGGAAGUGCCUCCCCAGAAGCUGCAGGCACUGCAGAGGGUUUUGCAGAGUGAGUUCUGCAAUGCCGUACGGGAGGUAUAUGAGCAUGUGUAUGAGACAGUGGACAUAAAUAGCAGCCCAGAGGUGAGGGCGAAUGCAACAGCAAAGGCUACAGUGGCUGCAUUUGCAGCCAGCGAGGGUCAUUCUCACCCACGUGUGGUAGAGCUCCCUAAAACAGAGGAAGGACUGGGGUUCAACAUCAUGGGUGGGAAGGAACAAAACUCACCCAUCUACAUCUCCCGCGUCAUUCCUGGAGGCAUCGCCGAUCGGCACGGUGGCCUGAAGAGAGGAGACCAGCUGCUGUCCGUUAAUGGAGUGAGUGUAGAAGGAGAGCACCAUGAGAAAGCUGUGGAGCUGUUGAAGGCUGCUCAGGGUACAGUGAAGCUGGUGGUACGGUACACCCCUAAGGUUCUCGAAGAGAUGGAGUCGCGCUUUGAGAAGUUGAGGUCUGCCAAACGCCGGCAACAGAACAACUACCCCCAGUAGGGCGUCUCGCCUGAGCCCUCCGCCCCUCCCAUCUCUCCCUCUCUCUCUCCUUCUCUGUCAUUGUCUUUAAUUCUUCUGCCAUCUGUCUUCCUCGUUCACACUUGCUCACCCCCCCUUUCUCCAGCCAGGGAUUAGCCACAUGUUUGGCACUCCUUUUUGUGAGAAUUUUCUAAAUCCUCACAUCCUCAACAGUUUUUUAAGUCUUUUCACACACUUCUUUCUCAUAGCAUGAACACUACUACAUUGGCUCUGGAUGUUGUCAUGUAGACAUCACACACACACAUGCACUAUUGGUGCAUAACUAAGAAUGUACUGUCAUUUGGGAUGUUGAUUAGUUAGAUAUGCAAGGGGACCAUUGCAAUGUUCAACUCCUGAGGUCAUCUGAAUGAA
Molecule: messenger RNA, 1128 nt
Organism: Sinocyclocheilus rhinocerous
Lineage: Eukaryota; Metazoa; Chordata; Actinopteri; Cypriniformes; Cyprinidae
Gene: lin7c
Product: lin-7 homolog C (C. elegans)
Exons: 5
Coding region: 133-738 (201 amino acids)
Molecular function (GO): protein binding
Source: RefSeq, a predicted model, not a curated record